AUGAUACCAGAUUCUAAGCUUGAGGCAGAGGAGAAAGAGGCUGAAGAACGGCGGCAUAAUUUGCUUAUUAGCAAGUUAAGUGAAGUAGACAAGGCAGAAGUGAUUUCAAAAGCACGUAAACUUUUGGACAAACAAAAUACUGAAGAGGAUAUUUCCUGCCUUCCUUGUCUCCAGCUUUCUGAUAUUCCUACUGAAGGGAUUCCUGAACCUUUCGUGGAGACAUUAAGUACGUUUAGGAUACAAAUACAUUCAUCCUUAGACUAUUAA
Protopolystoma xenopodis is the source of this 267-nucleotide messenger RNA. The record is from the annotation of a GenBank genome assembly. NCBI's taxonomy places the organism in Eukaryota, Metazoa, Platyhelminthes, Monogenea, Polystomatidea, Polystomatidae.